Molecule: messenger RNA, 3686 nt
Organism: Xyrichtys novacula (pearly razorfish)
Lineage: Eukaryota; Metazoa; Chordata; Actinopteri; Labriformes; Labridae
Source: the annotation of a GenBank genome assembly
AUGAAUCGCUCUUGUGUAAAGCUUUGUAAAAAGAUGGUGGUCCAUCUCAAUUGUCUGUGCUGGGUAAGUAUAAAAACCACUGACACGCUGCAGCCACCACACUUAUAACCAAAACAACAGACAAGACGUAAACCUAGAACAGUACCAUCCCUCAAUAUGUCAAUUGAUCGCUGUUAAAAAGAAGGCAAUUACUUCACCAGUGGGUUAAAAAAGGAUUUAACAUUUUAAUUUAAGUAAUGAAAUUAUUGCAUUUUCUCCCUUUGAUAUUUAAACACAUUUACUGCCCUAAAUUAGAAGAUAGGUGGUUUUCAUUAGACAAGAAAACAGACUGCACAGAUUAGCAAGUACAAUGUGCAAUAUGAUAUUCAUGAUAAAACACUAUGUCACAGCUUCAGGUGAGCUACAAGGCUGCACGUUUACUUUCUGACAGCUUGGCACAUUUUGCACUUGACUUGUCAUGUUGUUUGUCUCUCCUGUCAAACCUGAAGUGUUCUCAAAAUUUGGAUUUGGAGUUUAGAGGUGGUGGAUAUACUCAUGUAGCUUCCACCAUGUUUUUAUUUCACUCAGCUUAAGACAUAACAUGGGUCUGACUUAAGAGGAACAGGAUAAAAAGAAACAAAUAAUAUGAAAUAACCGUAUUUCUCAUAAAAUGCACACAACUUCCCAUCUUGAAUUAACCAGACUUCACUGUUGCAGACAUCUGAUGACUAAUGGAUCUUUCCAUCCAACAUUACAUCCAUACACAAGACCUUCCAAUAUUACCAAUGCGCUUGUUUUGUUACCACACAUAUCUGUGUGUCUCUAUGGACCAGUUACUCUUCCCAUCCAUGAAGACGACUGAUGCCGCGAGCAAGUGUCAGCAUUUGCACUACUUGGUUUGGUUGCAUUCUCAGUUUCCUGCAUCAGUGAAAACCUUUAUAAUUGGGCCCUGCCAGCAUUUGAGAUACAAAGGUUCAUUAUUUUUUAUCAGGGCAGCGGCAGGAAGCAAACAACACUGUGGCGAAGGCUGAAGGGACAAAGCUGCAUGUAAUUAAAAAAAUAAAACAAGGCAUUGAUCUUAGAAAUUAAUCACAUGUUAAUUAUUUGCUGUCCACCAUUCAGUGAACUAUACCAAUUUGUACUGUUGAUUACUGUUUUAUUUAAAUGAAUUUCAUUGCAUAACUUUAUUUAUUUAUGUGAGUUCUCUUUGGGUUUUCUAAUGUGAGAUUCAUUGUAUUGAUAUGGUUUGUCGUUCUGGUCUCUAAACAGAAAAUCAAAAAGUGCAAUUAAUGCCGUUCAGACACUAAAUGAUGUCCACAGAGAAUUAAGAGCUCUCGUCUCUCUCUUAUGUGCUGGAGCUGUGCGGUGCAUUUGUGGUGGCUUUUGGGGAGUUCCAGAUGAUCCACUCUAGGUUUGCCUCCCUCAUCCCGACCUUCUGGCCCAUCUACCCGGCGAACACUCUGGUGGUCACUGGUACCAUUGUUACCUGUGUGUGUUAUCUGGGAGUGUUGGGUGGCAUGAGGGAGAACCGCUGCAUGCUCAUCACUGUGAGUAUGAAAUAUGGUAUUAACUGUGAUCUACUGAGUUAAACAGCAUGCGGAAAAGGUUGUAUAGUUUAAAGUACUGCAUUCAAAUUUUGCUCUCUAUGCUUCAUAAUGUUAACAUUACGCCUGUGCCUUGUUAACACUUGGCAGUAUAAAGUCUCUAUGAUAUUUUAAUCUGACCUAAGUCCUAACUCUCCCAAAAUAUGACAAAGUAUUAUGAUAAGAUGAUUAGUCCAUUGUGUCAAAUUACAUUCAUAGUGAAACUGUCAACUUCAGCGCGUAUAAUGAUGCUCUAUUACAGUUCAGAUGUAAUUAUCUCCACUCAGGGAAAAUAAAAGUGGUAGAGCAGAAUAAAGUCAUCACAUAUUUUUAAUUUAACUCUCAGGGGUGACAUAGAGCUGACAUGAAACAGCUGGUAAACACUCUGCUUCUCCUCCUGCAAAUUAUCCCAUCUUUCAAAAUGUAACACCAUAAUAACAACCAAUACUUUAGAGGGGACUUUACCUCUACUCAGGGCAAGAUGUAAGAUUUAAAAUGUAACUAAUGCUAACGUUGCAACUGCAUCAGAUGGUGGGACCCCUAAAGCAUUAGUAGAGUGUGAACUCAGUCCCUCUGUAAAUUAGAAAUUAUGUUAUUAACGACUGCUUCCCAGAGCGGUUAAUCUCCAAGUUUAGGUGCUGUCCUUUUCUCUCACGCUGCAGAUGAAAUGGACCUGCCAGUCUCAGCGGUUCAAUCUGUCUGCACGUCUGUUUUCCAUGAUUGUUGAUCAAGGUGUUAAAUGGAUUUUAUUCAUGGACUCACAUUUAUGGUGGUGAUAAGGUAGUUUGUGUGCAGUGCCGAGUCGUGAUCUAGGCAGGGAUAAAAUUAAUAGAUCUUAAAAACAAGAAGUGCAUGGGGCGAUCCAAAAUACACGUGACAGAAAACUCUCCUGUGUUUGAAUCUGAUCCAGUUCUUCAUCUUGAUGGUCAUCCUAAUGAUGGUAGAGCUGGCCAUGGCCCUUGUGUUCCUGAUCUACAGCAGAGAGGUAGGAGAGUUCAGAUCUAACAUGUUGGUUAAGUUGUUUACUAGGAUGAAUAUGCAAAUACUGAUGCUGGUUUGUGUUUGUGGUGCAGAUUGACACAUACUUUGAGAAAGAUUUGAAGAGAAGCCUGGAGAUCUAUAGACAAUCCAGUCCAGAAGGAAACAGGACCAUUAAAGCUGACUUUGAUGCCGUCCAGCACCUGGUGAGUGAUCCACCACUCUGUUUCCCUGUCUACAAAAACAAUAUUCACUCACAUUUUAAAUAUAUAUCGCCCUCAUCUUCAAUAAUUGAUCAUUUUAUUAAAAUGUUGUUUUUUUUUGUACAGUUUAGGUGUUGUGGAGUUCACGGUGUGACAGAUUGGAAGGGCAAGAUUCCUGUCUCUUGUUGUGCCAAGGAUCCAUGUAACACCCCUUUUCACACCAACUGGCAAGAGGUUAUUAAUUAUCUGCAACCACUUGACUGUAAACAAACCUGAUAUACUGAGAGGUCUCCACAUAAACACACACAUACACACGACCAUCUGUAGUGGCAUUUGAAGCAACUCAGAGCUGAGACAAAACAAGUCAAAGGAUCUAAAAACAAAGUUCGUAAAUUUACUAAUUUUAUUCUUCACAGCAGCAGACCAAGUUGGAAUAUGUUUUUUUUUUCGUUUACACAUUAGAUAUCGAUGAAUUUUGUUUAUGAUCUCCACCAUUUUUUUUUUUUUUUUGUUAUAAGAAAUGGCAAAACCUGACCUACCAACCUAAGUGUCCUUUUAAUCCUAUAGUCCCUGUGGUGUUGAAUCAAACCAAUCAAUUCCUACUUCAUGCCCCCAACAGUGACCCAAGAAAGAUUCUGAGAUCUUGUCCUCUUAAAAUGGUUAUUCUGGUAUUAAAUGUAAUCUUUCUUGUCUUUUAGGGAUGUGUAGACAAACUGAAGAACUGGUUUGCAGGAAACUAUCUCAGUACAGGCGCCGGUGUUGUCACAAUGUUUAUCAUACAGGUAGAGUAAACCCAGUUUACAGCCCAGGCUCAAAAGCUCAAAAAUACCGUAAGCCAACAUAUAUUCACAUUAUAUGUGCUCUCUCUUCACAGGUUAUUUGUCUGAGUAUCACCAUCCCUCUCUUUUGCCACUUCAAGAGACGUGGACUGGGUUACCAAUGA